CAAUCAGGCCGGAAUGAAGAGGAAGCAUUUCCCAUGUGCCAUUCUUGUUUUGUUGGCUUCCUCGAUGAUGGCAUGUGUGUGCUAAACUAGAAUAGUAUUUGCAAUAUUGAGUCUAAUCCUGUUGUAGGCUAGACCUCACUCCCCAAAUACAAGCUAUUCCAUUAUUAUUCGAUCCACUCCAUUCGAAAAAAACUGUUUUGCUGGUUGGUUGGUUGGUUGAGGACUCUACUCUGCUGGGAAAUAGUGGUGGUACUUUCUUAUAUCGUGCGUUUUGGGGAUCAAUACUUUAUCGAUUUUGAAACUAGAAAGAAGUUAAGUAGUAAAAAUGGCUGGAGUGAUGGGAGAUGAGGAAGAGUCGCCCAUGACAGUGGGAAUCGAGUCGAUAGACCUGCCAUACUAUGCGACCUACUCGAAACAGCCAACUGGAGGUCGCGUCAUUCUUCCUCCAGAACAUCAAAUUCAGUACACCCCUUCGCUCCCUUGGGAUAAACAAAAGGCGUUGGGCGAGUCAAACUCUGAGCUGCGAAUCACUGCCACCAACAAAGCCAAGCCAAGAAGUGUUGACGUGGAUUUGGAGGAAGAUGACGGAGCCUACCCCACGUUCAUCCCAGUGACUUACCAGCUUCCCCACUCUGACGCGGUGAUAAGGAAAUACAUCAAUACUCCACAAAUAAACGACAUUUCUGAUAAGCUCGACAGCAUGAAGGAGGACAUCACCAAAUCGAUUGGAAAACUUUUGAAAAAUUCAGGUUCAUGCAGAUGGUGCAAUAUCUUUAGCACUGAGGACUCCCGCUUCAGAGAGAGGGGUGGCUGUUGUGGAGAGCAGCAUGGGUUUCAUGGACCAGAAGCUAAAAGUCACUACCGACCUUAUUUGAACUAUAAUCCAGAGAUGGACUAUGAAGAUGGCAUGAGAAAGAUGAUGAGAGCCGGAACGCCACGACUCACUAGCUCGGUGAGGGCUGAAAUUGAUGAAUGGCGGGAUGCUAAUCCAGUUCGCAAGGUUCAGGAUGAAAUUAAUAAAAAAGCUGCUGCUCUUCAUGCCGACUCUCCAACGUGGAGAAAGAAUAUCGAAAGAGACAGAUUCAGAAGGCAGGUCCUGGACUUGCCUGACUACGAAGAGGACGAGUAUGGUCUGCCGAAACUGUCCCCUCUUCCAAGAUAUGCAAACACGAGAUACCCCACAAACCACCUACUCACUCGACGCAGGGGAUAUAAGUUUAUUGCCUAAACUGCAUUGCGUAACGCUAAAAAGUGAAAGCACGUAUUACUUUCACGUAUCUUGUACGCUUUCCAUCAAAAUGAACGCCCAUAAGUAUGUGCAUGCUUACGUACUUAUAUAAGAACGUAUAUAUGUCUAUGGUACAAUAUGUAAUACCAAGAUCAAAGGAAAGAUAAUAAAGACAUUUCAUGAACCUCUA
Molecule: messenger RNA, 1418 nt
Organism: Folsomia candida
Lineage: Eukaryota; Metazoa; Arthropoda; Collembola; Entomobryomorpha; Isotomidae
Exons: 3
Coding region: 326-1228 (300 amino acids)
Source: RefSeq, a predicted model, not a curated record